Messenger RNA from Cynoglossus semilaevis (tongue sole), 5339 nucleotides. It is a transcript of the gene pum1, whose product is annotated as pumilio RNA-binding family member 1. The record is from RefSeq and is a predicted model, not a curated record. Gene Ontology annotation, cellular component: cytoplasm; cytosol. Gene Ontology annotation, biological process: regulation of mRNA stability; miRNA processing. The coding region runs from base 240 to 3734 and encodes 1164 amino acids. Gene Ontology annotation, molecular function: mRNA 3'-UTR binding. The transcript is spliced from 23 exons. Lineage: Eukaryota; Metazoa; Chordata; Actinopteri; Pleuronectiformes; Cynoglossidae.
CUAACAAAGACGCUGGUCCGGUCUGCUCGUCCCUCCUUCCCCUCCUCCUCUCCCUCCUUCCUCUCCUCCUCCUGGUUGGCGCAAUGAACCGCACGCUCUCUCUCAUCUCUUCCCGUCAUGCAGUGCUCUCUCUGCUCCUCCGUCGAGCCGCCAUGUUGUCGGAGUGAAAGCCUGGGGUGUCAGAGUGAAACUGGGGCCAAAAUCCGCGACCAUCCACCCUCUCCGCCGGCUGUGGUGGAAUGAGCAGUGUGUGUGUGUUGAAGACGAAAGCAGUGCUCUGGCAGGAUUCAUUCAGCCCCCACCAUAGAAGUACAUCUCCCAGCAUGCCCGUGGUGCUGAGCAGCGGAGGACACGCCCCUCCCACUGGGCACACCCCACAGGCCACACCCCCCAGCCAGCAGGGUGUGGCGGGUGCUGGACGUUCCCAGGAUGAUGCCAUGGUCGACUACUUCUUUCAGCGGCAGCACGGCGAACAGCCUGGCAAACAUCGCUGGCCCACCGGAGACAACAUCCACGACAGCCAGGUUCGAUCCAUGGAUGAGUUGAACCAUGACUUUCAGGCUCUGGCUUUGGAGGGACGCGCAAUGGGAGAGCUACUAACAGGGAAGAAGUUCUGGGAGACCGAUGACCCUGGGAAGGAUGGACCAAAGGGAAUCUUCCUGGACCAGUGGAGGGACAGUGCAUGGGGUGCCUCAGAUCACUCCGUGUCUCAGCCAAUCAUGGUGUCCCGUCGGCCGGGACAGGGUUUCCACGGUGGAGGUGAAGUUGGGGUCGGCUCAGUGAUGUCCCCACGGUCUGAGAGUGGAGGUUUGGGAGUUAGUAUGGUGGAGUACGUGCUCUCUUCCUCCCCCGCUGACAAACUGGAUCCAUGCCUUCGAAAAGGGCCAUAUGGCCAGAGGGAUGGAGAGGUGGAGGAGGAGAAGAGGGAGAAGCCCAAGGCAGCGUUUGAGGGAGAGAAACUCAAGGAACUGACAGAGUCUGAAGCUGAUGUCAUCAAUGAUGUCAUCAACCCAAAUGGACUGCCGGUGCAGAACGGCCUGGAUGUGGAUGUUAAAGAGUUUGGUCGUCCCCCAGGCAGCAUGCCGGCCCCUGGUCCAGAGGGGGAUUUGCUUGGUGGUCCUGGAGGCGUAGGCCCCGAUGGCCUCAACCCCCUCGGAGGUGGAGGAGGCCCCAAGCCCCCUGAGGAUUUCUCUGGUGUAGAACAGGGUGGUGUUACCAUGGACCCCAUGGAGUCUGUGAUGGAGCCACUUCAGUUUGACUACAACUCCCAGAUGCCCAUGGACUCUGCGCCCACUGUGGGUCUGUUUGAUUACACCAACCAGCAGCAGCUGUUUCAGAGAAACAACGCGUUGGCCGUGCAGCAGUUGACGGCAGCUCAGCAGCAGCAGUACGCUUUGGCAGCUGCACAGCAGCCUCACAUUGGUCUGGCCCCAGCGUUUGUGCCCAACCCUUACAUCAUCAGUGCUGCACCGCCUGGGACAGACCCCUAUGCGGCCGGCCUCGCAGCAGCUGCUACUCUGGGCCCGGCAGUGAUGCCCCCCCAGUACUAUGGAGUGACCCCUUGGGGUGUCUACCCUGCCAACCUGUUUCAGCAGCAAGCUGCUGCAGCCAACAGCUCAGCCAAUCAGCAGGCAGGAGGCCAAGGCCAGCAGAACCAGCAGCACCAGCAGCAGGUCAUGCGCGCUGGGGGCAACCAGAGACCUCUGACCCCCAGUCAAGGCCAACAGGGGCAGCAGAAUGACCAGCUGGUGGCGGCGGCGGCAGUCAACUCGGCUCUUGCCUUUGGUCAGGGCCUGGCAGCAGGAGUCCCUGGCUAUCCAGUCCUGGCCCCCGCUGCCUACUAUGAUCAGACAGGGGCCCUGGUGGUCAACACUGGAGCUAGGAGCGGCCCUGUCCGCCUCAUGGCCCCUGCCUCAGUUAUCUUAUCUCCCUCUGCAGCACAAGCAGUUGCAGCAGCAGCAGCAUCUGCAGGUGGUGCCAACGGUGGUCUUGGUGGUGGGGCCAAUGGUCCGUUCCGUGCCAUGCAGUCCCAGCAGCCUCAGCAGCAGGGAGGCCCCGGCGGUGCUCUAGGUGGAAGCUCCUUCUACGGAUCCUCCUCCCUCAGCUCCUCCUCCCAGAGCUCCUCUCUUUUCUCACAAGGCUCUGCUCAGCCUGGACCUGGCUCUGCGUCACUGGGCUUCAGCCAGCCUGCCUCCUCUUCCCUGGGUGCAACAUUGGGGGCUCUAGGAGGCUUUGGCACUGCAGUGGCCAACUCUAGCGGAGGCAGCGGAUCCAGACGGGACUCCCUGACAGGCAACAACGAGCUGUACAAACGCACGCCGUCCAGCCUCACCCCCAUCGGUCACGGAGGCUUCUACAAUGGAACCCUGGGCUUCAGUCCCUCUCCAGGCCCUGUGGGAAUGCCACUGCCAAACCAGGGUCCCUCCCAUUCCCUGACCCCUCCACCCUCUUUGUCUAAUCACAGCUCCUCAUCCAACCUUAAUCUGGGAGGCUUGACCAACGGCAGCGGGCGUUUCAUUUCUGCCGCCCCAGGAGCGGAAGCCAAAUACCGCAGUGCCGCCAGUUCAGGCUCCUCCCUCUUCUCUCCCAGCAGCCAGUUGUUCCCGUCGUCGCGGCUACGCUACGGCAUGUCGGACGUGAUGCCCUCUGGCCGCAGCCGCCUACUGGAGGACUUCAGGAACAACCGCUACCCCAACCUGCAGCUCAGAGACAUCGCCGGCCACAUCAUGGAGUUCAGCCAGGACCAGCACGGCAGCAGGUUUAUCCAGUUGAAAUUGGAGAGAGCCAGUUCAGCGGAGCGUCAGCUGGUCUUCAGUGAAAUACUGCAGGCUGCCUAUCAGCUAAUGGUGGAUGUCUUUGGGAAUUAUGUCAUCCAGAAGUUCUUUGAGUUUGGAAGCCUGGACCAGAAGCUGGCUCUGGCAGAGAGGAUCCGAGGUCAUGUCCUGUCUCUGGCCCUGCAGAUGUACGGCUGCAGGGUCAUCCAGAAGGCCCUGGAGUUCAUCCCCUCGGACCAGCAGGUCAUUAGCGAGAUGGUGCGGGAGCUGGACGGCCACGUGCUGAAGUGUGUGAAGGACCAGAACGGUAACCACGUGGUGCAGAAGUGUAUCGAGUGUGUUCAGCCGCAUGCGCUGCACUUCAUCAUCGACGCCUUUAAGGGACAGGUUUUUGCCCUCUCCACUCACCCUUACGGCUGCAGAGUCAUUCAGCGCAUCCUCGAACACUGCCUUCCUGAACAGACGCUGCCUAUACUGGAGGAGCUGCAUCAACACACCGAGCAGCUCGUGCAGGAUCAGUACGGAAACUACGUGAUCCAGCACGUUUUAGAGCACGGCCGAGCAGAGGACAAGAGCAAGAUCGUGGCUGAGAUCAGAGGGAAUGUGCUGGGACUGAGCCAGCACAAGUUUGCCAGUAAUGUGGUGGAGAAGUGUGUGACCCACGCGUCACGGGCUGAGCGAGCGGUACUGAUAGACGAAGUGUGCAGCCUGACGGAGGGCCCCCACAGUGCCUUAUACACCAUGAUGAAGGACCAGUACGCCAACUACGUGGUACAGAAGAUGAUCGACGUCGCUGAGCCCACCCAGCGCAAGAUCGUAAUGCACAAGAUCCGGCCCCACAUCUCCACCCUGAGGAAGUACACGUAUGGAAAACACAUUCUGGCCAAGCUGGAAAAGUACUACAUGAAGAACGGCGUUGACCUGGGUCCUCUGUGUGGCCCCCCCAACGGCAUCAUGUAAACACUGACCCCCGCCCUCCCCUCCUCUCUCUUAUGCUUGAAAGUCUGCAUCUGAUUUGACCCCCACCCUUUUAAUCUUCACCUCGUCUGCCUGCCCCGCCCCGCCCUGUUCUGCCCUGUCCUUCUUUGACCCUCCGGAUGGCCUCGUGCCCACCUCCACCCUCCAAAUCUGUGAGGAUAUGGAGCAACCUGUUUCCAUGACAACUCCAAAGGAGUAGAUUUUUGGUUGCUCCUCCUGCACCUUAGGCCACGGAGGGAAGGAGGAAGGGCAGGAGGGCAGGGAGUAAACGAGUGAGCAGGAAGGGAGAAAAUUGCUUCACUCCCUUAAAAAAAAUUUUAUUUUUAUUUUCUCCAGUUCAUCCUUUCUGAUAAAACUGAAACUAUUUUGCUACUGCUGCAAACACAAUCCUAGUUUCCCUUUUUCCCGCCAACCUAACUAUUUACCACUAUAGGAUCGAACGAGUAUUUAACUUGUCCCACCUCACAGAGUCGUAGAUGAAUACACAUACGUACACAAACACACGCACAUAAACGCACUGGUGUAGAUAAACACACACACACACACACACACCGAUGCCAUCAGCUAACCAGCAGACAGAUCAUUUAGCAUGGGAGAUUUCGUUUUCUGGUCUUGCUUCUAUAAAUAUAACGUGUAUACUUGGUGUAGACCUUUGCAUAUAUAUAUAUAAAUAUAUAUAUAAAACUUUGUAGUUUUUUCUGGUUUUUGAUGUUGAAUCUGUAUCUAUAAUGUAUCCUAGUAGUGACCACAUACUUCUGACUGUAUAAUUGUACAUUUGUAAACCCUUGUAAUGUAAAAGUGCUUUACCACCCUUUUGGUAUGAGAAGGAAAAAAAAAUCUCACUCUGGAAAAAAAAAAUCUUAGGAAAAAAAAACCCUGUGCAUUUCAGUGUAUAUUCUCACCUCCUUGGUUGUGACAUAUAAGUUGUUGUAUAUUGUAAAUUGUAAUAUCAAAAUUUUGUUUUGAAAGGCCCUUUCUAUACAGCGUAGUUCUUGUACAAAGAUUCACCACGCUUGGUUUUAUCUUUAUCUCAUCACUGCUUAACUUAAAGAUCCAUCUCCCACUGACCCCCAAUCGGACAUGUUCUGUUAGCCUUGGUGGUGUUCUCCCAUUUGUGUUGAAGUUUGUUUUUUUUUUCUUUUUUUAAUUUUUAUAAAGGAAUGCCCCAUGUAAUGUGUCAUGUGUAUAGUUUUGCUGGUUGGGCGGGAGAAGUAAAUUUGACUCAGUUGAAGCCACCUCAGACCCCUCAGUUCUCCAUGACUACUUUCAUGGCUGAACCCACGGAUUGUACAGAGGAUAUUCUUGUGUUUUUUGGCAUUUCUCUAGUGCUGUAAGUGCUGUAUCAUACUGUUCAUGUCCUUUUGGGUGAGAGAGGCCGCCCGCCACAGCGCGGUGUACAUUUGGAGCAGCCUUGUGUAUAUUUACUACGAGCACACCUGUAACCAUAUGUGUAUAGUUAACAGAACCUGUGUAUGCUUAUUGCCUGGGCAACUAUUUUUUGUAACUCCUGUUGUAGAUUGUCUCUAAACAAUUGUGUGAUCUUUAUUUUGAAACCAAACUGAACAAAAAAAAACUUUGAAAAUUUAA